AUGGCCUCUGCUCAGUGUGUGAAACCCAAUACCACAGUUGAAGCUAGCCAACCAAAAUGCCCACAUAAACCAAACAAUACUGCAAGUGAAGUUGGCCAACCAAAAUGCCCACACAAAUCCAAUAAUGCUGCAAGUGAAGUUAACCAGCCAAAAUGCCCACACAAAACCAAUAACAGUGCAAGUGAAGCUUGCCAACCCAAACCCAAUAAUACUGCAAUUGAAGUUUGCCAACCCAAAAGCCAACACAGCUCGUUUGGCCAAAAAUUAUCUGAGAUAACAAGCAAGGCUUUCAAAGGGCACCAUGCUCGUCAUGGAAGCAACCAAAAUCAACUUCAAUGCUACAGCCAAACUCAGGUUGAAUCGCAAGGUCACAGUGGCAAAAAAACAGAGACUCACCACUAUGGCCAAAGUCAGAUCCAACAAGACAAAAAACAUGGGGUCUCUAAAACCCAGAUCACAGUUACCAUGGUUCAAGCACAAAUCACCCAUACCGACGAGGACUUUUAUCCCUAUGGUACCACAACAUCAUGCUUUGGGGCUCAUAGCAAGAAGAAUGGAGAGCUCAACAACAAUAAGAAGGAUACGAACUUGUUCCGGAGGAUUAAGAAUGGCAUGUCCCGCCAUAGCAACAAUGAAGGAGGCAAAAACAGCAGCAGCAGCAGCAGUGACAGUGAAAGUGAUGAUGAAAAGUGUAAAAAGUGUCCAAAGUCAAAGCCGCAAUCAUCAGCUGGAGUUUUCUUCACCGCAAAACAUCAGUUAGACUAUAGAAACAUGGUUUUAAAUUUUUCAUGCAAAAUCAAUAUUGCUCAAAAUGGUUUGGAUGAGCAUUAG
This is a messenger RNA of Sphenostylis stenocarpa, 831 nucleotides long. NCBI's taxonomy places the organism in Eukaryota, Viridiplantae, Streptophyta, Magnoliopsida, Fabales, Fabaceae. The record is from the annotation of a GenBank genome assembly.